CCGAUAAACCUCUAAGCCUUCUUCUUACCCACUCCUUCUCGAUGGAUCUGAUUGCUUCCUCGUUCUUCUCGUCCACCUUUCUUUAUGCUUCCUCGGAAGAGAGCUGAUGGAGGAGAGGUUGCAGUAGAAGGAGAAGGGAGACCUAUCUGUAACGCCACUGAAUCGCUCAUCAAGAAGCACCGAAUCGAAACCAUUGUUGCGGCCACGGGAUCUCCUGCAACCACUACCGCCGUCAACGUAAACACCAACAGUAGCAACUCCGGCAAAGCUAGCAGUAACAGCAACAGCGACUCGUCGAUCAUGACGCUAGGAAACGGAAACCAACAAGAUAUCGAUGAGAAUCUGCACAGCCGUCAGCUUGCUGUCUACGGUCGCGAGACUAUGCGAAGGCUGUUUGCUUCCAAUGUUCUCAUAUCCGGGAUGAAUGGACUCGACGGUGAGAUUGCAAAGAACCUGGUUCUUGCUGGAGUCAAGUCUGUGACCUUACAUGAUGAAGGAGUGGUGGAGUUGUGGGUGAAGGCUUGCUUGGACGUGAGAAUUGCCAUCGACCAAAUUCAUUGGAUGGAGAUCUUGCAUGAAUCGGCGGGAAGCGGCAGCUCGCGGAGUUCCUCCCGAAUGAAUUGGAUCAAAGGUAGUUUUGAGCUUCAAGCUUUGAUGGCGAAUAAGCCAUAAGGUAAGUGAGCUGCUCCCCAUGCCUGCCAAUUAUUGUUUCACAUGCGUAAGUGAAUGGAGGGAUUUGCAUGGCUUGAUUAACUGAACCAAUACCUUGGAAGUAGAGAGUGGAUUUGAGAAAUAUACCUAUAAUCCACAUGGGAACUAACGUGAGCUCUUAAUAAGGAAUCGGGUGACUUAAUUUGAAUGGAGGAAUGGACUGAAAGCAGGCUAGUAUGUAUAAAGAAUGCUCAAUUAG
Linum trigynum is the source of this 910-nucleotide messenger RNA. NCBI's taxonomy places the organism in Eukaryota, Viridiplantae, Streptophyta, Magnoliopsida, Malpighiales, Linaceae. The record is from the annotation of a GenBank genome assembly.